Molecule: messenger RNA, 1638 nt
Organism: Emiliania huxleyi CCMP1516
Lineage: Eukaryota; Haptophyta; Isochrysidales; Noelaerhabdaceae
Gene: ALDH6
Product: putative aldehyde dehydrogenase
Exons: 3
Coding region: 13-1425 (470 amino acids)
Molecular function (GO): aldehyde dehydrogenase (NAD+) activity
Source: RefSeq, a predicted model, not a curated record
CCCGAAUUCGCUAUGCUGAUCGACGGCACGCUCACUAAAAGCGAGGAGAAGUUUGGUGUCAUCAAUCCGUCCAGCGGCGAGGUGUUUGCGCACGCUCCGCACGCGACGCAGGCCCAGGUUGACGAGGCCGUCGCGGCCGCCAAGAAGGCCUUCCGUUCGUGGCAAGCGGUCCCGCUAUCCGAGCGGAAGCUGGCGAUGGCGAAGGUGAAGGAGGCCUACGACCAGCACCGCGACGAGCUGGCCGACCUUCUCGUUCGCGAGCAGGGCAAGCCGCUCGCGAGUGCAAAGGGGGAGGUUGCGGGGGCGGCGGGGCUGAUGAAGAAGGCGAUCGAGCUGACCGUGCCUCCCGAGGUCUACUCUGACACCGCCACGCGCCGGAUCGAGGUGGUGCGCAAGCCGAUCGGCGUCGUCGCGGCCAUCACGCCGUGGAACUUUCCGAUUUUCUGCUCGGUCGCCAAAUUCGCGCCCGCGAUCGUGCUCGGCAACACCGUCGUCUGGAAGCCGUCUCCCUUCACGCCGCUCACCGCGCUGCGUAUGGGCGAGAUCCUGCAGUCGGCUCUGCCGCCCGGCGUGCUCAACGUCGUGACUGGAGACGACAAGCAGCGCUUCAACGUCGGCGCACACCUGACCAGCCACGCCGGCGUGAGCAAGGUCUCUUUCACAGGGUCCGUCCCCACCGGCAAGAAGAUCAUGAGCGCGUGCUCGUCGGACGUCAAGCGUGUCACCCUCGAGAUGGGCGGCAACGACGCGGCGAUCGUGCGCAAGGACGUCGACGUCAAGGCGAUGGCGCCCAAGGUCUUCAGCGGCGCCUUCAACAACUCUGGCCAGAUCUGCUGCGCGGUGAAGCGCUGCUUCGUGCACGAGGACAUCUUCGACGAGUUCAAGGAGGAGCUCGUGCGGUGCGCCGAGAAGGCAACGUUCGGGGACGGCUUCGAGGUUGGCGUCGAGUACGGCCCUCUCAACAACAAGAUGCAGCUGGACAAGGUGAGCGCGCUGGUGGAGGACGCAAGGGCGCAGGGCUGCGAGGUGCUGUGCGGCGGAGGCAGGCGCGAGGGGUCGCGGGGCUUCUUCUACGAGCCCACCAUCGUCUCCAACAUCAAGGAGGGCCGUCGCUGCCCGACACAGGAGCAGUUUGGGCCGGUGAUGCCAAUCACGCCGUACAAGUCCGACGAGGAGGCCGUCGCGCGUGCAAACGACUCGGAGUAUGGGCUCGGCGGCUCGGUGUGGACCAGCGACUUUGCGACUGGCAACGCGCUCGCCUCCAAGCUGCUCGCCGGCACGGUCUGGGUCAACCAGCACACCGACCUGACCGAGGCGCCCUUUGGCGGCUUCAAGCAGUCCGGGCUCGGCCGCGAGUUUGGCAGCUUCAACGUGGCGUCCUUUACGGAGGUGCAGACCCUCUCGCUCGCCAAGCAGGACGUGUAGCGGGCCGGAGGGGCUGCGAGAGGGAGAGGCGAGCAGGGCACUCUGGCGCCAGGCCAAGACCACGCUGGAGCGGCCGUGAAGUUCGGCACCGAAAAGAGCGCGGAAGCUCAGCGUACUCAUUAGCAAAUGCCAAAUCCGCCUCACUCUCACGCUGUCCGAGUCAGGCCGUCCUUCCGCCCUUCCACUUAUUUAAUACAGAAGUGUGGGUCUUGC